Gracilinanus agilis (Agile Gracile Mouse Opossum) is the source of this 1464-nucleotide messenger RNA. RefSeq names its product coiled-coil domain containing 105 (gene TEKTL1). NCBI's taxonomy places the organism in Eukaryota, Metazoa, Chordata, Mammalia, Didelphimorphia, Didelphidae. The transcript is spliced from 7 exons. The coding region runs from base 1 to 1464 and encodes 487 amino acids. The record is from RefSeq and is a predicted model, not a curated record.
AUGCCUGUGCUCCUGCGUUCCCUGGAGCCGGAGUCCGAAGACCGGGUGGGCGCCCCAGAAUGGCGACAAAAUAUUCGGAAUAAAGUGAAUGCUGCCCAGCAGCUGGCUGAGCGAUGCAGCACCAAGGCAGUGUCCUUAUGGCAGCCUCGCGAAAGCGCCUCAUUCCCCAACAUUUCCAACAAACAGUGUCGGAAAACUUACAUGGCCCCCUGGCGUUUCCGUGUGGAGAUGCUCAAGGGUGGCGGCACAGUGGAGCAGCCUCCCCCAGCGGAUGGGGUCACCCUCUGGAAGGAGAAGCUUAAGCCCCCUGCGUGGAAGGCAAACGUCCCCCUGCCACUGAACAGGGAUGCCAGGACCAUACAGACUAAUGAAUAUAUCCAGAACUACGUGCGAGGUGUCAGGCUUUUGGCCGCUCGCCUGCGCCAGGCGGAGCAGGAGGUCAAUGCGCUGCUCCAGACAGUCCUUCGGCAGAGAGAGAUCAUAGACCAAAGGCUCAGUGAUAUCCGAAAGUCUUUGCUCAUCAAUGAGCAGAGCAGGAAAAUGCGGCGCUACCGGCCAUCCUCAGAGCAGAUCCCAGACAAAGUUGACUCUCUGGUUUUGUGGGAGAAAGAGGAGCUGCGGACCUUGAAAAGGAGAAUGGAAAAGGACAUGGAGGCCUCAGAGACCUUUCUCAGGGCCCUGUCCAAAUGCCGUGAUGAUCUGACAUCUUGCUGUGAAGAGCGGCUCCAGGCGGUGGAUCUCAUGAACCACUGCUUCGAUUCAGUGCUGGUGGAGGCUGGGCGCCAGUCCUGGAUCGAUAUCAGCCGACUACAUACUCCGAAGGUGCAGGGUACAGCCAGCCCACCAGUCGACCCUGUGGGGGUCAACCCCCCAGAAUGUGAAUUGGCCCUGAAUGAUGCCAAACGACUAAUUAGUGAUGGAAAAACGAUGCUGGCAAACUUCGUAAAGAGCCAGAAUCAUGCCCACAUCUGGCAAAUGCACAUCAACAAGACUGUGGGAAAUACUCUGAACCGAAAGAUGCAAGAAACCACACAACUCAACGAUAGGCUGAAAAUAAUGUCUGGGCUCCUUCGAGGGACCAUCCAUCGAUGCAACAAGUUCAAGCACGAAAUGGCUAUCACCCAGGGACUCAAUAAGGGUCCUUUGUGCCACACUCACCUUUCAGCCAGAGAGAAACUGGAUAGACCCAUGGUCCGUGUAUUCCAGAGACAUGUUGGCACCCAGCUUCCAGAAGCCAGUCGCCUAUCUAUGAUUGAUGAGAGGAAUGAAGACAAGUGUGGGGAAGGCAUAGAUGAUGGCGACAAUAAAAUUUAUGAAUUUAUAAAUAUAAAUAUCCCAGAAUCUCCUGAUGUGAAGGAGAGGGAAGAUGUUAGGAGUGAGGCUGAUUGGGAGGAUGACAAGGAUGGGGAUGGUAGAAAGGUAGACGAUGGGAAAGGAAGAGAAGAUAAGGACGGAAGAGGCUGA